AUGUCUGCUAAAACAUCACUCAUCUCAUCACUGUUUGUGUGGUUUUUAAGCAAAUAUUUGCUGACCGAUAAAUCAGUUAUACGAAGGCCUUUAGUAUUAAGUUUGUUGCCAUCAAAUGAGACAAAUCAACGAAAUAGCAAUCAUCGAUACAAUCAUCACUUGUUUAAGUUAUCAAAUAAUAACCACAAACUGUUUGAUGACGAUCUGAACAAACUGUUUGCCAAAAAUGCAUUUCAUCACCGGUUCUUCAAUUCAAAUAACCACUUGAGUGGUAAUAGUAAUAGUAGUCAUCAUUGGAUAUAUAAAUCAAAAUUUACGAGAAGUGUUACUAAUUCAGAGGUAAUCGACAACAUUGGUGGAAGUGGAGGUCCGACCUUUGAUGAGGAACCCAGCGAUUCAUAUAUAGUCCGAAGCAAAUCUGCAAUUCUUCGCUGCAAAACAUUGAAUGCUUUGAAGGCAUGGUUUGCAUGCAAUACGGAAGAUGAGAGAGUCAUUCAAGACAAGCAAAUCGGCCACAAUUAUGUCGAUCCGCAAACUGGUAUCAGAAUUAUUGAACUAGAAUUAGAGGUAACCAGGAAUGACAUCGAAGAGCACGCAAAGGCUGGUUAUACCACACCAUACCAGUGUUGGUGUAAUGCCUACGGCGGACAUCAAUCGAUACUCAGUCGACGCGCAUCCAUCCUAUUCUCGUACUUACGAAAGCACUUCAUCAAUGAACCGCUUUCGCAUACUGUAGGCCUGAGCUCACAAACUAGUUUUACUUGUUUGCCUCCCGAAGGAGACCCCAAACCCACACUAUUUUGGUUAAAAAACGGAGAGAGAAUAAAUGCGAGCACUGGUGGCUCACAGAUCUGGGAGGAYUCAUCCGCGUCGACUGCCGAUGAUUUAAUACCCGAAAACAUGUCAUCGAUUGACCACAAAAAUUAUUUCAUUGGACACGACUCGUCACUGAUUAUUAAAGAAGUGUCAAUCAAAGAUCAGGGCAAUUAUACCUGUGCUGUACGCAAUCCAGCCGGUGUACGGUAUAGUGAGCCGGCACAGUUACUAGUUUUUGUGAACGGCGGUUGGAGCAGUUGGGGUGCCUGGUCUUCAUGUAGUUCCCCUAAUAAAUGUGGCCGGGGAUCACAAAAGAGAGUACGCUAUUGCAGUAAUCCGAGUCCCAUAAACAGUGGUCAGUUUUGUUUUGGGGAAAGUCUACAAACCAGUGAUUGUAGUGUUAUUUGUUCGCCAAUUCAUGGCUCGUGGACCUCCUGGAGCAGUUGGUCUACAUGUUCUCAUGAAUGCUCACAAGUGAGACGUCGUAUUUGUAGUAAUCCUCCGCCAAAAUAUGGUGGACAGCAUUGCUUUGGACACGAUUUUCUCAUCAAAAACUGCACCGGAGGAAUGUGCAGAAAAUUAGAUCUCUAUCAAUUGCAACGAAGAGAAAGAGAGGAGAGCGGCGCGACUGACAGACAACAAAUAUAUUUGAUGGCAAUUAUUAUUGCCACGACUUUUAUAUUCAUGUUUAUAGUAUUUGGAUUUAUUUUACUUAAACGGAGACAACUUAAGACUCAGAACUGGAACGAUACUGAAGAAGAAAGAGUUGGUGAAGACGGUCAGUCAAUACUUCUACUUCUUCAACAACAACAGAAUCAACAUCUGCAACAACAACAACAACAAGGCUAUCAACCACAACAACAGCCGGAUCUCAUACGCAAUGGUGGAUCCAAAAAAUGCCAAUUGAUUUCAAGACUAAAUGAUUGCAAUACAAACUUAUUAAAUCAUUUAGUGGUCAGAUGUGAUACCAUGAGUUCAGUUCCUCACACGUUAAGUGCCAACUCAGAGACGUUUAGUCAUCUGAAUAACUAUCAUCUAAAUGGAAGUCAAAUGUCAUUUAACCAAUUAAAUGGUUCGUCAUCUAUCUCUGGUACACCCAAAUUAAUGCCUACCUCAGCCAUGUUUAGGACGACCACAAACUCAACAACGACGGCCACAAUGACUACCACUACCAGUGAAGAGGAUGAGGACAGUAGUAGUGACGAGAGUGAACACGAUUACGCCGAACCCAUCUUCACUAACUGUCGGUCAUAUAAUUGA
Oppia nitens is the source of this 2076-nucleotide messenger RNA. RefSeq names its product netrin receptor UNC5B-like (gene unc-5). The coding region runs from base 1 to 2076 and encodes 691 amino acids. The record is from RefSeq and is a predicted model, not a curated record. The transcript is spliced from 11 exons. Lineage: Eukaryota; Metazoa; Arthropoda; Arachnida; Sarcoptiformes; Oppiidae.